Messenger RNA from Cyclocybe aegerita, 759 nucleotides. Lineage: Eukaryota; Fungi; Basidiomycota; Agaricomycetes; Agaricales; Hemipholiotaceae. The record is from the annotation of a GenBank genome assembly.
AUGUCCAGCCCCACCAAAACAUCUGAAACCCAGCGCCUACUCGAACAACAGGCCAAAGAGGAGCAAGCAGCCAAAGCGGCACAGCAGGCAGCUAGGCCUACAGCCUACCCAAGCACGGACAAGGAGGAUGAAGAAGUGGUCGUGGAGCAAACCAAGCGCAAAGGCAAGGGCAAGGUUGUUGAGUCAUCCAGUGAGUGCGAGAAUCGAACUCAAGAGCUCAACACAAGCCUGGGGAUGAAAGUAGUUCAGAGGGCGAGAGAAGGAAGAAGGGGCAAGGAGAAGGAGAAGGGGCAAGAAGAAGAGGAAGAAGAUGAUGAAAAGGACGAUGAGGAGCCGGGGACGGCUGCGGCCACAAAGGGGAAGACGAAGACGGCACGCAAGGUGAAGUUGCAAGACGAGAGGAACCAGAUCCAGGACGAGGGGAUCGCGAAGGCAGAGGUGAGCUGGCCCGUGAUGCAGGAGCCGUGUGCCCACUGCAUUGCGGCUGGCAUUCUUUGCCAAUGGAACCCGAGUGCCGUGGAGAAGUGGCGUUCGGCCGUCGAGAAUGGCAAAGGGACGAAGUGCGCACCACCUGGUGUCUCGUGCCUGGCGUGUAUGUGCACCAAGAUUACAUGCAUGCUGCCAGCUAUGAAGUGGAUGUGUGACCGGCUUGAGAAGAACAAUGAUGGCAAGAGGAAGCAGGACAAUGACGACAAAGGGGACUUCAAGCCAGAGGGAAGGUCAAAGAGGGUGAGGGUGGAAGAGGAGGAAACGCCGUGA